UUCAUUCAAGCGUCAUCGCGCAAUGAGUACAAACGCGAUAUGGGAGUAAAAAUUUAGUUCGUUUGGCAACAAAAUAUACAUUUCUCAUUGCACAUAAAAAUACAGAGUUAUACCAGUAACGAGGUCUCAUCGGGGGAAUUUAUUAUCUUGUUUUUUUGUAACAACUGGAGUGUAGAGUGCUUUGAACAUUUGUUUUUAAAGGUAAUCAUUAGCUAAGUAGGCUAACAUGAUCUGUUUUACUCUUGUUGAUCAUAGAUAAUGAAAUAUAAAUAAGUAAAUAAUCCCAAUGCCAAGCAAUUUAUUACAAUAGUAUGAGAGAGAAUUUGAUAAUAUUAUGCUUUUACUUGUAUAAAACUAUCAUUUAGCUCAGUUAAUUUGCAGUAGACUUAUAAGUGGCGUCUUGUCUUAGUCGUUUGUGAAUGUCAGUCUUGCUGUCUUGUGAUAAGAUGAGCGGGGAAUCUGAUGCCAACAAGGAGUUUGUGGAGCAGCUGCGAAUGCAGGAGCUGUAUGGGCAGAAAAAUGCAGACGGCUCGGAUCCGUACACCUACACUGAUCCAGUGGACGGGACAGUGUAUGACUGGGACCAUGAAAAAAAAGCCUGGUUCCCUAAGAUAACAGAGGACUUCAUCGCAGCCUACCAGGCGAACUAUGGCUUUACUGAGGAAGGAGAUCCAGGUGCAAAGAACGUGGUGCAGAGCGUCUCUGAGCCUGUGGCUCCUGAAUCGAACAGCAAGCUGCCAGAAAAGGAGAAAUCAGUCAAUCCUGCCCCAAGCCCUGCCACAGAACAGCAAGAGAGCUCUGCUAAAGAAGCCAAGCAGAAAGGGGACAAAAGGAAAGCAGAGCCAGGAUGGUUUGAUAUUGAAGAGGACAAAAACACAAAUGUCUACGUAUCAGGUCUGCCUCCCGAUAUCAGCCCUGAUGAGUUUGCCGAGCUGAUGUCCAAGUGCGGUAUCGUGAUGCGGGACCCCAUCACCGAAGAGUACAAAGUGAAACUCUACAAGGACAAAGACGGGAACCUGAAAGGCGAUGGCCUCUGCUGCUACCUUAAGAAAGAAUCGGUGGCUCUGGCUGUGCGUCUGAUCGAUGAGUCAGAGGUCAGAGGUUAUAAACUCCACGUGGAAGCAGCUCGCUUUGAGCUAAAGGGCCAGUAUGAUGCCAGCAAGAAGAAGAAGAAAAGCAAAGAUUACAAAAAGAAGCUGCACCAGCAACAGAAACAGCUGGACUGGAGGCCCGAGAAGCAAGGAGAACUCAGGAAGAGGCACGAAAAAGUUGUCAUCAUCAGAAACAUGUUUCAUCCCAGUGACUUUGAGGAAGACCCGCUGGUGCUGAAUGAGUAUCGUGAGGAUCUACGGACAGAGUGUGAGAAGUUUGGUGAAGUCAAGAAGGUCAUCCUGUUUGAUAGACAUCCGGACGGUGUUGCGUCAGUUGCGUUCAAGGAACCGGACCAAGCCGAUGCUUGCAUUCUCUCAUUUAACGGCCGCUGGUUUGGAGGACGGCAGCUGUCUGUGCAGCUCUGGGACGGAACCACAGACUAUCAGAUUGAAGAGACUUCGCGUGAGCGCGAGGAGCGGCUCAAAGGCUGGUCUACGUUCUUGGAGGGAGCAGAUAAGGAAACGCAGAAAGACGCCGGCAGCAAACCAGCAGAGAGCAACACAGAACCCAGCGAGCCCACCAGGGCCACAGAACCCCAGCAAACAGAACCGCAGCCCUCAGAGCAACAGGAGGAGCAAGUGGACUCUACUGAUAGCAGCCUGGUAGGAAGUGAUAACGAGGACGCCUAGGCACUGAUGUCUUCAUUUCCCAGGGAAACACUGAGGUAGUCCUGCUCUGAAGGGAAGAGUAGCAACGUUUGCUGCUGAAGAAACUCUGAUGUGGACAGUUUUAGCUGUUUUGUAAUGUAGAAAAAUAAAAAGAAUCUUUUUUCUGCCCUA
Molecule: messenger RNA, 1931 nt
Organism: Gambusia affinis (western mosquitofish)
Lineage: Eukaryota; Metazoa; Chordata; Actinopteri; Cyprinodontiformes; Poeciliidae
Gene: htatsf1
Product: HIV-1 Tat specific factor 1
Exons: 10
Coding region: 420-1781 (453 amino acids)
Biological process (GO): mRNA splicing, via spliceosome
Cellular component (GO): U2 snRNP; U2-type spliceosomal complex
Molecular function (GO): RNA binding
Source: RefSeq, a predicted model, not a curated record